UUUGUAACUUCACUUUCACACAUUCAUAGUUUUGGACAAGUGGCCAAACCUCAUCAUCAAUCAAACAAACACAUCACUUUCCUUUUCCAAUAUCUUUCUCUUCUUCUUCUUCUUCUUCCUCAAAAUCUUCUCUUCCAUAAACUAAUUAAUAAGCUUCUAAUAGUUUCAUCUUCAAUUCUUCUCUUUUGAAAAUAACAUAUAUAAUAUAUAUGGCUGGCAAUAAGUUGUGGACUUUGCUCACACACCUUCAUUCCCUUGCUGGACCGGUUUUGACGCUAGUGUACCCUUUGUAUGCAUCGGUGGUAGCCAUAGAAUCUCCAUCAAAGGUAGAUGAUCAACAGUGGCUUGCUUAUUGGAUCAUCUAUUCGUUUCUCACACUUGCGGAAAUUGUUCUUGAAUCUCUUUUAGAGUGGGUUAUAAUUUGGUAUGACGUGAAGUUAUUAUUUGUGGCAUGGUUGGUAUUGCCACAAUUCAUGGGUGCUGCUUUCUUGUAUGAGAGGUUCGUCAGAGAGCACAUACGGAGAUAUGUUACUGGAAGGGGCCAGGCCCACAACCAGCCCAGUUUGAUCCAGGCCCAUCCUAAGAUUCACAAGCAACAAACCAAGAAAUCUCCCACUGGGUCCAAGCCCAGGAAGAAGUUUGUUGACUUUAUCAUACCCAAGAAAGGUGAUAAUCAAGAGGCAUAUUGAACUAAUAGAAGAUCGGCGAUGAACAAUUGAAGGGUUUUUUUUUUUUUUUUUGCGUUAGUUGGUUUAAUUUCAUGUUUCCAUCUAUGUAUAUAUAUAUAUUAGUUAGUAAUUAGAAUCAUAGAUAUCGUGUCAAAAGUUUAAAUCUUUGACUGUUGUGUGUGUAGUGUGUUUCAUACUAAAGAUAUACUCCGUUAACGAAGUUUUCAUUUUGAAGAUAUUAGUUAAUUCCGGUUAUGGAUAUUUGUAUUAUAAAAAAAAAUGAUUAAAGUCGUUUUUAAAAA
Molecule: messenger RNA, 970 nt
Organism: Arachis stenosperma
Lineage: Eukaryota; Viridiplantae; Streptophyta; Magnoliopsida; Fabales; Fabaceae
Product: HVA22-like protein e
Exons: 5
Coding region: 210-689 (159 amino acids)
Source: RefSeq, a predicted model, not a curated record